This is a messenger RNA of Vigna umbellata (rice bean), 1188 nucleotides long. The record is from RefSeq and is a predicted model, not a curated record. NCBI's taxonomy places the organism in Eukaryota, Viridiplantae, Streptophyta, Magnoliopsida, Fabales, Fabaceae.
AUGGGUAUGAUCCUUGUUGGCUCUGUUGUUCUCCUUAAUCGUAUAACCAAGUUCAUUGUGCAAUUGUUUACAAUCCGAGAAGUGUCGGGGUGGAAGGCACAAGAUUCUUAUGACCUUAACUUUAUUGCAUGGUUGCGUUCUCUGAUUGCAAGACUUGUUUCUCAUGAUCUCGAGUCCAAUUGGUCAUCCGAAGCUUCUUUUAACACAAUGUUACUCAUCAUAUUCCUUAUGGCCACUAUUUACCCACCUGCAAACGCCCCUCACCACCAUCACCACCACCACCACUCACCGGCACCAGCCCCUGCACCUCUUCACCCUCCUUCUCCCCCUACCCACCCACAUUAUCCUCCAGCUCCUGCUCACCCUCCUACUCAUCAUCAUCACCAUCACCCUUCUGCCCCUGUUCAUCCUCCUCUCAACCCUCCGCUUGUUCCAGUUCACCCUCCUCUUAACCCUCCAGUUCAUCCUCCUGUCAAGCCCCCGGUUCCAGUUCACCCUCCUGUCAAGCCUCCGGUUCCAGUUCACCCUCCUGUCAAGCCUCCGGUUCCCGUGCACCCUCCGGUUCCUGUUCUCCCUCCUGUUCCAGUGCACCCCUUCCCUAGAAGCUUUGUGGCAGUUCAAGGUGUUGUCUACGUCAAGUCCUGCAAGUAUGCUGGAGUUGACACCCUCUUGGGAGCCACACCACUGCUUGGUGCCAUUGUAAAGCUUCAAUGCAACAAUACAAAGUACAAGCUGGUCGAAACCACCAAGAGUGACAAGAACGGUUACUUCUACGUGGAAGCGCCGAGGAGAAUCACAACGUACGGAGCUCACAAGUGCAAUGUGGUUCUGGUCAGUGCACCCGGUGGCCUAAAAGCCUCAAAUCUCCAUGGUGGUGCCACUGGUGCUGUUCUGAGGCCAGAGAAGCCAUUUUUGUCUAAGAAGCUGCCCUUUGUGCUCUACAGUGUGGGACCACUGGCGUUUGAGCCAAAAUGCCAUUAUUAGAAACAAAAGAUUUGAAUAGACUGAGUAUGGGUGUGUUUCCGUUGUGGCCCUGUAUCUCAAUAUUUAUGUGUUUUCCGUUUGUAGUGUUUUGAGUUUGAACUGAUCAUACACAAAAUAAGUGACAUUGUUCUCGUAUGAAUUGUUAAUUUAGUGUAAAAGAAAUGUUGUUUUAUGGUUUUUUCUUAAGAUGCUGCUGUCUCUAUU